CAAACUGAUAUCAGUAUCGAUUUCCCUGUAUGCUGUUAUUAGUAUCGAUUCACUAUGGGCUGAUAAGAGUAUCGAUCCACACGUAUGCUGGUUACAAUAAAUUUUGAAGAACAGCUAAAAUUCCUUGUCUUCGAACACAGACGGCAAAUUGAAGCAGAAAAUAUGGAAUACUUGAAGUGUCUGGAAGAAGCGUUGCGUAAUGGCGUACCUUUGGAAACAUUCAAUAAAUUCUGGGAAACGGAAGUCAACAACACUCGCAUCAAUGCUGAACUGAAGCUGAGAGAAGCGAGUCAAAGAGGAUCAAACGAGGUUGGUUGAUUUAGCUUUUUAGAUAACUAGUCAUCAUUUUUAAAUUUAAUCCAAAUUGUGUUUAAAUAAAUAAAACAAAAAUUCAAUUUUUUUCUUGUCCUAAUGAAAAAGCACGUUUUUACUUCAUUAACGUAAAAUACUUACUUUAGUUAAGUGCUUAAAAAUUUUUACAUACAUUUAGAAAUCCAACUUCUCUAAUGUAAUUGAAAUUUGUCUUAAAUUAUUUGUAUACUUCUUCCCAGACUAACGUUCGAAACGAAGGUAAACUGCCGGACUAUUUAAACGACCGAUUCAACCAGCUACAGCAACAGUUGCUGGAGCAGCGAGAUUUGCUUCUGACAAUGUCCACGGCGAUACAAUCAAUUAAUCAGAAGAUGGAUACCAGCAAAAUAUUUCACACUGAAUCAAAAGAAAAAUCAAACCACCAUAACAUAGGAGAUGAUCUGACAUGUGCAGACGUAGAGGAACUGAUCAAACAAACAACUUUUAAGUUCCAACCUCAUGCCGAUACUUCAGAGGACAAAUCUGAUCGAACACUUAGUAAUUCAGGCCCAAUACUAGAGGAGGAAAAUAAAGAUUUAGAAAUUAGGUUUCCUACCAUUACAUGGCAGCAGGGGGAAAUGUGCAGUAACCGCAUAGAACGUGUCACACAUGGGAUUGUGGAGGAUGAAGUACAACAACAUCGGAUUGUAGAUGAUGGCAUAAGACAACAUCGGAUUGUAGAUGAUGGUAUACAAAAACAUUGGAUUGUAGAGGAUAGCAUACAACAACAUCGGAUUGUAGAUGAUGGUAUAAAUCAACAUCGGAUUGUAGAUGAUGGUAUAAAUCAACAUCGGAUUGUAGAUGAUGGUAUACAAAAACAUCGGAUUGUAGAUGAUGGUAUAAAUCAACAUCGGAUUGUAGAUGAUGGCAUACAACAACAUCGGACUGUAGAUGAUGGCGUGCAAGAACAUUGGGAUUUAAAUAGCGGCAUGCAACAAACAUAUCAGACAAUAAUCAUUUACAAACAACCAACAAACCAGGACACAACUGGUGAGAAAACUAUCUUCCAAUGCCGUCGAAAAAUCUUCUCCACCAACAAAACUCCAGAUGGUCAAGACCAGAACAAUGGUGAUCAUGAUACUAAUCAAAGCUACCAGCUCACUGCUAAAAAGAUUUCAGCAGAGCACAAAGAUCAGGAGGAGAUUGCGUCGUCAACAAGGGCCACUGGAAUGUAUGCGGAAGCCAUCGCCCAACAGAUUUUGGCUCGAGGUAAUGCCCCUCCUAAAUACGUGCCUCGUUCCGGAGCAUUCUUUGAGUUUGCAGACGUCACGCAAUGUGUUACAGAAAACACCAAACACUACACCGAUUACUAUCUAACCGAACCGGCAUUCUGCAGAGUUCGCCUUAUGUUUCGUUUUGAUGAGAGCGCUAGACUUGUGGUUACGUUGCUUGUUUCCGGAAGUCCUCAUGAGGAUUCUUUGUGGCCGGUCUACCUUUCCGGUGAAGGCAAAAUUUUCAACUCCAAAUCCAAAAGGUACACAUAUCUGUGGAGGAUGGAGGCCCAGAGAUUCGACGAUCCUGGAGAUAUCAUCGAGGUUCAAUUUGAGGUGAAAACUUGCCUGGAAACACUGAAAGGCUCUUUGCAUGACGUCACAUAUGAACAGCUACUUGAAAGAAAUUAUGAGAAAUCUAACAAAAUGAACAUCAAUUGGAAGCUGGAAGCAAAGAAUUGGACUGAAGCGUGUAAAAGUUGAGUAGACAGAAUCGUGUAAAAGUUGAGUGGACUGAAUCGUGUAAAAGUUGAGUAGACUGAAUCGUGUAAAAAUUUAGUAGACUGAAGCGUGUAACAAUUGAGUAGACUGGAUCGUGUAAAAGUUGAGUAGACUGAAUCGUGUACAAGUUGAGUAGACUGAAUCGUGUAAAAGUUGAAUAUAAAGUUAACAAAAAUUAAAAUAAAUAAACAACCUCAACUUCGGCAGCGCCGAUCUGUUAGACGAAGUGAUAGACGCCUCUGUGAUCAAAACGCAUUAUAGAGAUACAUUUUAUCAAGUCUAUUUAUGAAGUUUUGUUAGUAAAAUAUAUUGUCUGAUAUUGUUCAUGUCACUAAAACAUGCACGUGUGUAUCCUAUCAACAUGUGGAAUAGCCGCUACCUCCCUUGUUAUCAUCGAACAGAUAUUGUGUUUAAAAAAAUCAAACUGUAAAUCUUAAUGCAUCUCCACUUAAAUAUGAAUAAAUGUGGGUGUGUUAGCGAGUAUGUGUGUGUGUGUGUGAGUUUGUAUGUAAUUGAUUCGUGUUUCAGUGUACGUAUACGUAAUUUUUUUUUUUACACAUUAUUAGUAAUUUUCUAUUUUUCGAUCACAGUACAAUUUUAAUUUA
Molecule: messenger RNA, 2668 nt
Organism: Lymnaea stagnalis (great pond snail)
Lineage: Eukaryota; Metazoa; Mollusca; Gastropoda; Lymnaeidae
Source: the annotation of a GenBank genome assembly